CUAGAGUAAAUACAGCAGUAGUUUAUCCAGUCUUGGACUAUUUAAAUUAAAAAAAAAAAAUGUAGAUUACUUUAGAGCGAACAUACAAAGCCCAUGGAAUCUGUACCAGUCUGUAACUGCUGUUUAGGCAAUACAGUAUAUUAUUUUAAGUAUGCGACAGCUUGAUGAGAUUCUACACUUAUUUACAAGAUGGAAAACUGGACAUUUGAGUCACUUGAUAUAAAAAAUAUAUAUAUUUAUAUUCAAAUUUUCCUUCCAUCAUAUGUAUUCUCGUGUUAUUGAUUAAUUUGAAGUUUGAAUAAAAAUCAUACAGCACAGUACUAAUUUUCACUUUUCACUAAUAUGAUUCUGCUAUUUUGUCAAAACACCACAAGAGGGCGAUAGCUACCAAACUCCUCUCUUGGAACCUUCAGUGACGCUCUGUGUUUCCAGGCAGCGUCAGGGACAGCAGACUGAGGGGACCCACGUGUGUCGACUGUUCCUUGGAAUAAUGCCUAAGAAAGGAGGAAAAACAGCUUCUAAAGCUGGUGAAGGAGACGCACCUCCCAAACGAAACAAGACUGAACCUGCAAGAAUCCCCUCGCCCUUAAACUUCGAAAGCCCAGACAGCCUGUUCAAAAGCCUAAUCUCCCCCAUCGCACCCAAGGACUUCUUCCAGGAUUACUGGGAGCAGAAGCCCCUGCUUAUCCAGAGGUCUGACCCUUCCCUGGCCGCUUACUACCAGUCUCUCUUCCAGUUUGCUGACCUCAAACAGCUCUGCGGCAGGGGAGUGUUCUACGGCAGGGACAUGAACUUCUGUCGCUGCGUAAAUGGCAAAAAGGUGGUUUUGAAUAAAGACGGUAAGGUGAACUACAACCAGCUGAAGAAGGAUUUUGAUCAGAAAAGAGCGACGAUUCAGUUCCACCAGCCUCAGAGAUUUAAGGAUGAGUUGUGGAGAAUCCAAGAGAAAUUGGAGUGCUUUUUUGGCUCUUUGGUGGGCUCCAACGUGUACAUCACACCACAGGAAUCCCAAGGCUUGCCUCCACAUUAUGAUGACGUUGAGGUGUUUAUUCUGCAGCUGGAAGGAGAGAAGCGCUGGCGGCUCUACAAACCCACAGUGCCUCUCGCCCGAGAGUACAGCCUGGAGCCGGAGGACCGCAUUGGGAGCCCCACACACGAGUUUACACUCAAGCCUGGUGACCUGCUGUAUUUCCCCAGAGGCACAAUCCACCAAGCGGACACACCCAGUGGAGUUCAGCACUCGACUCAUGUAACCAUCAGCACCUACCAGAACAACUCUUGGGGUGAUUUCCUGUUAGAUAUUGUCCCAGGAUUUGUAUUUGAUUCCAUGAAACAGGAUGUUGCUAUAAGGGCAGGCCUGCCCAGAAAGCUACUAAUGGAUGUAAAUAAAUCGGAUUAUGCAACUAAGCAGCUGUCUGGAUUUCUCAGAGGUCUGGCAGACAAGUUAGAGAGUGGACAAGAACUGAGGUCUGCGGACAUGAAGAAGGAUUUCAUAACAAACAGGCUUCCUCCUUACCUGGGAGGUGGCUGUGAACUCACGCCAGGUGGAAAACUGCCCAAACUGGAUGAUAAAAUCACACUGCGCUUUAAAGACCACGUCCUUAUCCUCGUGGAGCCUCAUCAAGAAAUGACAGAUGUUUCCACGGAGAUGGCAUUGUUUGUGUUUCACUCGCUGAACAACAGCAGAGCAAUGCACAUGAUGGGAGCCGGGGAGGAAGAGGACGACGACGAAGACGAGACGUUAAAGGGCCGCGGGCUUCGAUUCCCUCUGUCACACACAGAGGCCCUGAAACAGCUGCUGACAAUCGAGACGGUCUUCGUGAAAGAUCUCCGGUUAGACCUGGACACAGACAAAGAGAACCUUGCCUUGUCUCUCUGGACCGAGUGUCUGAUUGCAGUGAUGUAGUGGACAUGAAUAAAAAUCUAAUGUCUCAAGUGUCUUGUUUUUUUUUUCUUUCUUUAGUCAAUAGAAUAGUUUUUCUUAUUUUAUUUUAUUAGUUCAAAAAAGGGAAAGAGCUGUUAAUCCACAAAGCACAGACAGCAGUCAAUGGGAGCUUCCUCAAGUUGCUAUGGCAGUGUGAAGGACCACCCUUUUUUAGGGCCUGUGUGAAUUCUGUAGUCGUUUUGUGAUGUGAAUUACUGGGUAAAGAUUGAGAUGUUAUCUCAUUUCACUUCAGUUGUUGAAGCUUGAUUUGACCAUAGCCCACCCUAGGGGGUAGACAAACUUGGUGAUUUCAUGUGUCUUGCCUUUGGGCAUCCUUGACAUAUAUUCUGUGCAAGCUGCCUCUCCUUGUUCCCCAGUUAGUUUCAAGCAUGACAGGUAAGUCCUAGCUGACCUUAACAGAAGUCUGGUGCCAGGCACUCGCUUGGCAGUUUAAAGCUUCCUGAAGGAAUUAGGUAGUGCAUGUAAUAAUAGUGUUUUGAUAGCAGUUAACAAAAAAUAAAGUU
This is a messenger RNA of Polyodon spathula (Mississippi paddlefish), 2448 nucleotides long. It is a transcript of the gene riox2, whose product is annotated as ribosomal oxygenase 2. Gene Ontology annotation, cellular component: nucleolus. The coding region runs from base 491 to 1906 and encodes 471 amino acids. The transcript is spliced from 10 exons. NCBI's taxonomy places the organism in Eukaryota, Metazoa, Chordata, Actinopteri, Acipenseriformes, Polyodontidae. The record is from RefSeq and is a predicted model, not a curated record. Gene Ontology annotation, molecular function: histone H3K36 demethylase activity; histone H3K4 demethylase activity.